This is a messenger RNA of Sphaerodactylus townsendi, 938 nucleotides long. RefSeq names its product Bet1 golgi vesicular membrane trafficking protein (gene BET1). The coding region runs from base 248 to 658 and encodes 136 amino acids. The record is from RefSeq and is a predicted model, not a curated record. Gene Ontology annotation, molecular function: SNAP receptor activity. NCBI's taxonomy places the organism in Eukaryota, Metazoa, Chordata, Lepidosauria, Squamata, Sphaerodactylidae. The transcript is spliced from 3 exons. Gene Ontology annotation, cellular component: SNARE complex; Golgi trans cisterna. Gene Ontology annotation, biological process: vesicle fusion with Golgi apparatus; endoplasmic reticulum to Golgi vesicle-mediated transport.
CUAUUCCUUGAAUUCUUGCCAUUGUGAAAAGCAUAGAAGCGGAAGCAAGGAUUCAGAUUGUUCACCUGUUUUUAAACUCUGUGAGCAAAGAAAUGGGGUUUAGCUUGCAGAAAUGGAAAGUCUUUGAGCAAAAUCUUUGGGGAUUGUGUACAUUUGCUUGUGAGUAUGUGUCUAAGACUUUGCAUAACAGUAUACCGGUACUUCCCUUCAUCUUUUUUUUUUUAAAGUGGCUGAAAUCAUAAUAAAAAUGAAAGGAAAUUUAUCUUUUGCCUUCAGAAACCCUGCAUUUUGGCCAUGUUUCUUGUGCCUAAAACUGAUUGUCUUUUCAGGUGAAGGAACAGCUACUGGCAAUUAUGGCUAUGCCAAUAGUGGAUACAGUGUAUACGAGGAAGAAAAUGAAAGGUUAACUGAAAGUUUGCGUUCAAAAGUCACUGCCAUAAAAUCACUUUCUAUUGAAAUUGGAACAGAAGUAAAACAACAAAAUAAAAUGCUUGGUGAAAUGGAUGAUGAUUUUGAUUCAACAGGUGGAUUUCUUGGUGCGACAAUGGGUAGACUAAAAAAUCUUUCCAGAGGAAGCCAAACAAAACUCUUGUGCUACAUGAUGCUCUUUUCGUUGUUUGUCUUUUUUGUAAUUUACUGGGUUAUUAAAUUGAGGUGAUGCAGAUUCUCCAUGCUGACAUUAUAAUUAGGGGCACCAGACAUGUAGAAAGGUCUUCCCAAAAAAUGGGAAACUAUUUUUUUUGUGUAAACGUUAUUAAUGCAUCUGGGACUGAUCUCUGAAUUUCGUAAUGUUUAUCAGGCUAGAAAACUUUCUGUUAAAUCAACCUUUAUUUUCUCAGGUUCUUACAUUGAAUUCUGUUCAGGUCUGAGCAUUCUUAAAGACAACAAUAGCUACUAGUCAGGAGAUGUUUCUAUAAAGAAGUGGCCAACCUAUGGCA